AUGGAAUUUUGGUGCCGUCUCUUAGUCGAUUGCGAGAUGCUUAAAAUUCGGGUGAAACUAACGGAUGUCGAGGAUACGCUAAAGUCGUAGAGCGGUGAGGAGAGAGCAACGAGUGGGAAAGAGCGAGUGAGAUGGACGCAAGAAAACGGUGAGGGGGAUGAGGCGUGUAAAAGAAUUGGAGCCUGACCGACUGAUGGCCCAUUGAUUCGGGACUCGAUCGAAAGUAAGAGAGCUCAAUGCGCGAGACGUGAUGGAAAAUGGAGGAAUGAGUGAAUAUCGGAAGUGGAAAGCGUCGAGAUAAAUAUGCGAGAUAGAGAAAGGCUUUUAUAGGCAUCGACCGAGUACACGAUGAGUUGCCAAUCUGAAUGACGGUUUAUCAUCUCGAUGCAAGCAACUAAAUGAACAUACGUCUCCGAGUCUUUGGUUGUUUCUUAGAGAAAAAUGGAGGAAGAUUGUCAAAGUAGUGAGUAAUAGCAUAGGACGCAGAUACGUAGAGGGAUUAAGAGAAGAAGCGACGUUACCUACAUACGAGAAACGCAAGAAUAAAACUUGAAGUGCUCACGCGAGCAUGUAUCCAUCCUUACGCACUUGUUCCGUCCGCUUCGUGUGCGUAUUCGAGCGUGUAAAUCUACGUGUGUACGUUUACGAGAGAGCCUACGUGUAGGACGUAAGAUGUACACACGGGGACCAGUCGGUGGACACACACUCGGGAAGUAAACCAGGCCGAGCAGACCGAUCGGGCCAGUCAGCAUCCGCGCUGAGUCUUUUCAAGGUGCGCCUAACACUCUCUACCAUACCGGAGAAAAAGUCGAGGCCUGGUCCCCCGAUUCUCGCGGCGAGUCCAUGUCUCUAGUUCUCUCUCUCUCUCUCUCUCUCUCUCUCUCUCUCUCUCGUAUUCGUUCUUGUCAAUCGACUUCUCUGUCUCUCGCCCAAACCCGAAGUUCCGUCGAUUUUCAACAACGUAUUUCUGAUCAAGUAGUCCCGUUCCUGAUACGCGUGCCCGCAGAAUCUUUCGAGAUUCAGAAUUUUUCGCUUCUUUUACUUUAUUUUUCUGGAUGUGAUAUGUAUCGUUGGAUAUUUUGAUACUGCGUUUAUUUUUGGAGUAAGAAUGUCGCUAUCAAUUUGCCUCCGCACUUGUUGCAGUAUUUCUGGAAAUUGCAUUUAUGAUUACCAAUGGCAAUGUAAAAAGUACUAAUAUCGCUAAGGAGCGGACUAAAAGAAUGUCCUAUGUAGGUCAUAUACAAGAAUUAGCACUAACUGAGUUUACAUUAAGCACAAAUUUAUUCUCGUGAAAGUACUAAUAUCGCUACUUUCUUCGGCGGCGAGUAAACAAAUUAGAACUAUACGCGGAGAAUACCAUACCCGUAUUUGCGGUAUCGCGCGCGCGCUGUUAUUAACAAGAUAGUUAUUACCCAUUCAUCUACUUGCUUAUCCUAUUGUUUGCCUCUCGCCUCUCUGCGGAUGUAUCAUUCUAACUAUUAGCACCCGUUCAUUUAUCUCUGUAUGGCUUUAUUCAUCUUUUAAUAAUCCCUUUUGUUCUACUCUAAACGAAUCGUAGAUGGAAAUAGGAGCUAAUCUCUCGAUAAAAAGCUACAAAAUGGCAUGCGAGCACAAAUGAGAAAAAUGAGAGAUGAGAAAGAAAGGUGUGAAUUUUCGUUUCGUUCACGCGUGCAAGGUGUCAAUUCUUUUUUUUCUUUUUUCCUCUAUCUCUUUUUGCACUUCUAACGGUAUGGAGACAAGACAGAUCAAUACUAUGGUUUUACUAACCCGCAUGAUAUAUAAUGUAUAUAAUAUAUGUAUAAUAACUGCAUAAAAUUACGUACUUUCAUAAAUAUUUCGUUUAUUGUAUGCAUUAAAUCUAAAAAAACAAAGAAAAAAGAAAUGCGUUCUAAUAAUUCCUAGAUUCGAUGAAUAUAAAUGUAGUCGACGAAAGUUUUAUCACACGUAAAAACUGUUUUCUUUGUUUCUCUUUAAUGGUGAUUUGUUUCAAUAGCUCUGAAUGUUUCGUAAGCAGCAAAGAAGCGGUCAGCGCACGGACAAAUAGACGAAACGGGCAAAGGUGUAGGACGAGGCAUGAGAAGAGGCAGAACAAGUAGGAGAGCGAGAAUUCUCAGGUACGAAAGCUUCACUUCGUGGGGGCCUUGACCUGACCUCGAUCCUCGGACGAGUUCACUCUCGCCGGCGUCGACGAGAGGAAAGUGUUCCACCACCAAGAGUGCGCAUGGCUGCUACCCAGCUCGAUGUACCUACCAUCCGGAUUAGCGUUUUUACCUCACGAUGCUAUGUACAAGUUCAUUUGUUGUAAGUAAUAUAGAUGUAUAAUGUAAAAUGAUGAAACUUUCAGAUUUGCCUGUUGAUUACAAACUUAACUGUAAACAGUACAGUAACGGAAUCCAAUACGCGAGGAGAACAAACGUUUCUUGUGCGAGACGCGGAGAAAAAAGCUGCGAAAGCAAAGUGAAAGUUUCCUGAGACUCAUUGUAUAUUAUGUAUUGUAUAUUAUGUAUUUCAUCGCGAAGAAGUUGCGAAUAAUGCUUGAAAAAAAGAAAAAAGCAGCAAUAAUUUUUUGAGCAAUAAAAUAUAUAAAAAUAAUUAAUAUUUUUAUUAUUUUUACAUGACAAUUUAUACUAAAUGUAUAUCUUUAUCAACUAGAACUUGAAAUUCCUUUUUAUAUUUUUAUAUUGACAUAUUGUUGGCAUAAUAUUUGUAUCUGUGUCAAUCGAAAAAAGAGAAAUUUAUGUGCUAAAAAUUUUAAAUUUUAAUUCAACGAUUUUUAAAUAUUUUAGGUAUAUUUUAAACAAUAUAGAAGAACUUAAAAAUGCUUUAAAAGAUUCUAAGGAAUUUUAAUUUCAAAUAUCUCUAGAUAUUUUUUUCUAAUAUCAUGACUUGUGAUUCAACGUGUAAAAUUGAUUUUUAGACAGAGAUGUAACAUCAUUUAUUUAAAUAGCUUAUGUGCUAAAAUACGUUUCGUCUUAGCAAAUUCUUCGACAAAACUACUUUGUGAUUUUGUGAGAACGUAAGUUGGUUCUACCAAUGCAGAGAUUGGCUUGACCAUCUUCGAACUUGAAGCGCGGAGAAAGUCAGCCGCACAUCCGAGUUCUUUCCCUCGCGCACGAAUACACCGGCAACGAUGAAAUACUUUUGGGUAUGUCUCCUCCCUUUUUCCAUCUUUUUUUCUAGACAAGACGCCUUCGGGUCACGGUGACGCGAAAUGAGACAAGACGAGGCGCGGCUUGUCCUCCUGGAGGAAACCUCUGGCUUGGGCCCAACUCACACACAUGAUCGAAUCACAGUGAUACGUGCACGCACAUUCCAUGUGAAAAACCGUUAAAUGUUCCGUGCGACAGAGCCACUGGAAUACAUUAAUUUCAAAGAUCAUUGACUAGUUAUGGUACUGAUCGGUACCAUCCAACAGAACAUGACCUUAAAUCGUAUGCUUAAGAUUAAUAUGACAAAGGAGAAAAAAGAUAAAUAAGGAGAUUAGUAAACGGAGUGGGUAAUUGAGAGGAAUGCAAUAUCACGAGAUAUAUAAUUCAAUAGUAAUGUAUUACCAAUGAAAAUCGAGGCAUGUGUUAUUAGGAAAUUUAGUUAUAUUAAAAAAAAAUGAGUUCCCAAUAAUACAGCAAAGAAGCUUCUAUAAUCGAGGAAUAUUAGGAAAUGUCACAGUUCCAUAUGAUAAUGGCCGCGCAAUGCGAUGUCUAUCAAUUGCAAGGCCAUCAUCGGCUCGCAUAAAGUUAUAAGUACGUUGGAAAGUUGUGGAGGUAUAUACGAGCGAAGUAUCAUCUACUCGAUAGUGUAGAAGUACUCGGUGUAAUAUACUUUGACGAAAGCGAAAUCAUAAGCUAACUUAUCCCAAGUGCUUGGCUAAAUAUAACUGCUACUUUUCUAUUAGCAUAAUAGGAGAUCUUUUGCAAAUGGUGUCACGAGAUUUUUAAAAAUAAAAGGGUAUUAAUUAAAGAUUCUAAGACAAAUCGCUUUUUUUUAGUUUUAGCGCAAGUAGAAGCUGAUAAAAGAGACACAAUUUGAUGAUAAAUAAAAUAUAGACAGUCUCCUUAUUCUGUCCUAGAAACUAAUUAUGACAAGUGACUCAAUUCGGCAAGUCAUCUGAAGAGUCAUCCGGAGAGAAGACUACGCCAAAUAAUUUAUGCUACCGCAGAUAAUUCAUCUUUAAUGCAUAGCACAUUGCACAUGUGUCUCUUUGAAAGUUCUGACAAGUAGGCAAUUCCUGUCGCAGCUGCUGUAUCUUCACUAUUGCAUUUAGCAGAUAAAAAACAGGACGUAACACCUAAAUCUUUCGCGAGAGUAGUCUCGCGUAAAUUUCCAUAGUUAUUUGCACAGCGGCUAACGCGAAAUCGCUAAAUCAAUAAGAAUCGCAAUCUGUGAAUGAUAACGCAACGAUGCCGAACAAGUCCAUAUUCUUAUCAAUUCGUUUUUAAUCUAAAUUCUCGAGGGACCCUCACAUUCUAUCUUCUACCGUUGGUAUCGGUACUUUCGGUGCUUUUGACUCGUGUCGGAACAUCUCCGUCAAUUCGAUCGUAGUAGUCCGAUUUUGGUGGUCCGGAGGAAGAGGCCAAUGGUGCGUAGGUACACAUCAUCUUUCUCUCGUUUUCACCGUCUCUCUCUCUCUCUCUCUCUCUCUCUCUCUUCUUUUUUCCUCGUCCUCUUCCUCUCGCGUUCUCGCGAAUGUGUGCCUGUAUGCGUAUUACGCACACGCACAGGGCGGGUUUGUCGGCAGCCAACACACCCGUUGUGUACACAAACGACCUAAGUAGGCACACACAGGCACACGGAGAGAAGAGCCGGUGGAGAGAAGGACCAGCGAUGUGGAGGCGCGUCAACGAGAGACGCACACGACACAAACGGAACGACCGCCUGGAGGAGAACCAAUAGCUCGUAUGGGUUGUAACCCAACGGCAGGCGGAGGCCAUCCGGUGGGGGCCAUCAAAAUUUCAAAAACGUACGCGGACCCCUUUCGCGACGAGGAUAAAAGGCAGCAAUCGUGAUUCUUUCGGGCAGUGUCGAUACGAUCGCCGUACUCGUUCGAGCGUUCACGUGCGAGAAAAAAAGAGAGUCAAAAUCGCAAGGGCGAGAAAACGCGAGGAAGAGAAGGAGAAGAAGUGAAGACGAGUUGGAAUAAUUGACUCGAUUUGGUGUUUUCUUCGUUAUCCGGAAAAUCCGUCAAGAUGUUCAAAUACGUGGUAGUCGGCGUAUUCUUCGUGGUAUCCGCUCUUGCUGCACCGGCGACACAGGAUGCGGGGACGACGUCGUCACCCUCGAUCGUCGAGGAAGCCGUCGACGUGUAUACUUCCUGUUCCGGAGAAUCGAACAUCGCGGUGUGUCUCAAGAUGAAGGCUUUGCGCUAUGUCGAUCGUGCCGCCCGCUCAGCCGACAUCGAGAUCGUUGACGGAUUCAAGAUUGUACAGACCGAAGAGGCUAAAAAUAGCCGAGCCGACAAUGCAAGGUCUCUUAAUGACAUUGAAAGUACUUUGCCUGCUGAGACCGAAGCCAAAGAAGCCGCAAUUGAUCAAGCCAUUGUCGACAGAGCUGCCAAAUUCUUAUCCACGCACACUGUUGAAUUGAGCCUGCCCGAAGAUGUUUCUCGUUCGUUUGAUGAAGCUCGUGGUAAAAAGAAGAAGAUUGUCAAAUCACUUUUGCCCAUCCUUCUUCUCCUGAAACUGAAAGCUGCUGCUCUUAUUCCCAUCGCUCUUGGUGCUUUAGCUCUAAUAGCUUUCAAAGCCCUCGUUAUCGGCAAGAUUGCUCUCAUCAUCAGCUUGAUCCUUGGUCUGCAGAAAUUGCUUGCUUACAAGAGCCAGAGCUAUGAGGUUGUCGCUCACCCCGUUCAUGACUAUGGACACGAAGCGCACCACGAUCAUCACGGCUGGGCGAGAUCAGCGGCCGGUUCUGAUCUUGCAUACAAGGCGUAUAAACCUUCCGAAUAGUUCAAAGUUAUGCGCAACUUUUCUUCCUUCUAACUUUCUACCUUCAUUCGCCAAAGUGAUCGUCUCUAAUCCGGCGAUCACGUGAGGGUGGCGUGGCUCAGUUUCUCAGGGAUCCGCAAACAAGCUCAACUCGACAACGAAGACACUUGUUAUGAACGACUAUAUUGAACGUAAUUCUACGUAGACGGGCAAAUGACUGUUAGACACGGACAGUUACUGGAUUUUGCACGGACAGGAUUUAACGGUGACUCGACUGCAUGACGCCGAUGACGAUACUGCAAUCGACAAUCUAUAGGGAUGCUACGAUCGCCAUAGUUCAAUGUACAUUCCGGCAAACCUAUGACUUAUCACUUCACCGACAACGACGAAAGGCUGUAUCCAGAGAUUAUGAGAAUCUCAAAAGACUCUCAGAAAAGUGGAAUCCUGUCAAAAUAAUAGAAGCCGCGCUCCCUCGAUCAUACUCGUGCGGUAUCCUUUCAGAAUCCUCCGUGUCUAUCGCAUGCGGAACGACUCGUAGUCAGUACUCGCACGGGACCACCAGAUUUAAUCCAAUGAUUAUUUAUAUAUCGAUCACCCCGUUUUGGGAUCAUCAUGUAACUUAUCAUAUUAUUUAUAAAUAAAUUGUAAUUUUGUAUAAUAUUAAAA
This is a messenger RNA of Monomorium pharaonis (pharaoh ant), 6584 nucleotides long. RefSeq lists its product as uncharacterized. Lineage: Eukaryota; Metazoa; Arthropoda; Insecta; Hymenoptera; Formicidae. The record is from RefSeq and is a predicted model, not a curated record. The transcript is spliced from 3 exons. Bases 5184 to 5939 code for a protein of 251 amino acids.